UCGUAAAGAAUUAGCGUUCAUCUUAGUAUACACCAUAUUUUCAAAUUACUUGAUUGAUAGAAAAAAAAAAUACAAUCACUGAUAUUUGUUCCUGUCUAUGGAUAUAUAGAGCUUGAUGUACAUUUAUCCGUACUAGUACAAAUGGUAGUUUGAUUUAGAUAACAACUUGGAACGGAUCCUACUAAAAUGAGGUGGUUACUUACUGGAUGGGUGAAGUACAUUGUGUACAUCAGUGUACCCAUGGCCAUUUUACUUCAGUGUAUAGGUAAAAUUAAUGCUUUGGAUUACUUCUGUUAUGUCGGAUACCACCACUGUAGUGGUUCACAAUGGUGUUGUCCAAAUGGAUAUGUAUGUACUGGUACUCAACUGUGUCUUACUGUAGGAGCCAUCAUUGGAAUUGUGAUAGGAGUACUGUUCGGUGUGGGAGUUGUUAUAGCAAUUAUCGUAGUAUGCUGUCGUAGAGGGAGGUCGAGCCCACAUCAAACACAGAGUGGUGUUGUAAUGAUGUCACCAGAACAGCAAGGAUUUAAUCAUACAACCUAUUCACAGACAGCAUAUCCACCCUCAGGAUAUCAACAGACAACCUAUUCACAGGCAGCAAAUCCACCCACAGUGUAUCAACAGACAGGAUAUUCACAGGCAGCAUAUCCACAAACAGGGUAUCAACAAGAAAGCAUACCUCUUAAAUCCUAGUUAUAAAGGGAGAUAAUUAUGCUGUGGUCAGUUUGUAACAGUAAUUGGGUACAUUCAAUUGAUUAAAAUUUUAAAGGAAUAUAGACUAGACAGGCAAAUGUUUUCACUGAACCUUCUUUUUUGGAUCAAUAAUUUACUUUGAAGCACGGAUAUUCAUAUGUUUAAU
Mytilus trossulus (common blue mussel) is the source of this 859-nucleotide messenger RNA. RefSeq lists its product as uncharacterized. NCBI's taxonomy places the organism in Eukaryota, Metazoa, Mollusca, Bivalvia, Mytilida, Mytilidae. Bases 187 to 693 code for a protein of 168 amino acids. The transcript has 4 exons. The record is from RefSeq and is a predicted model, not a curated record.